Molecule: messenger RNA, 769 nt
Organism: Sus scrofa (pig)
Lineage: Eukaryota; Metazoa; Chordata; Mammalia; Artiodactyla; Suidae
Source: RefSeq, a predicted model, not a curated record
AGCUCACUGCCCUGGAAACGCACCCCCAACCUCCACCCUCGGACACCAUGGUCAGCUCGUGUUGUGGCUCCGUCUGCUCUGACCAGGGCUGUGGCCAAGACCUCUGCCAGGAGACCUGCUGCAGCCCCAGCUGCUGCCAGACCACCUGCUGCAGGACCACCUGCUGCCGCCCCAGCUGCGGUGUGUCCACCUGCUGCAGGCCUCAAUGCUGCCAGUCUGUGUGCUGCCAGCCCACCUGCUGCCGCCCCAGAUGCUGCAUCUCUAGCUGCUGCAGGCCCCUGUGCUGCCAGUCCUCAUGCUGCCAGCCCUCCUGCUGUGGCUCCAGCCCCUGUGGCUCCAGCUGCUGCCACCCCUGCUGCUGCCUGCGCCCCGUCUGUGGCCGGGUCUCCUGCCACACCACUUGCUAUCGCCCCAUCUGUGUCAUCUCCACCUGCCCCCGCCCCACGUGCUGUGCCUCCUCCUGCUGCUGAUGCCCUGUGACCCCUGUCUCUGUUUACUUCUGUCGCCAAUAUCGGCACCAACUAGGAAUUAACUGGCAAUCCAACAGGUAAGAAAUAAUCCCCACCCUCUAUAUCUCUCCUUUCUCACUCUGGGGGGCUAGAUUGUCCUGCCAACAAGUUGACUAAAUCGUCAGCAGCCCCUGGGUGGCACUGACUCAUCCGUCAUCCUCAGACCCAGGCUCCACUUAUACCAUGUAUUUCCUCCUAGAGGGACUUUCUUAUGUUUUGUUGCUUCUCUGCUUUCUAAUAAACUUUUCUGCAUAUAAGAA